UGAUGCGCUGCCCCUUUAACUAGGUUCAUCUCCCGCCCCUUUCUUCGCUCCGUGGUGUGACGUCAGUGCGGGGCCGGCGCUGCUGCUGCCGCGGCGCGAGGCCAUGGAGGCUGCGGGAGCUGGAGCCACGCAGGGUGAACCUCCUCGAGGGGUGACGGGGACAUUGUCACUGGUAGAUAUGGGACCAGGUGAAACAGGUACCGCACCCUCCAGAGAUAGUGCAGAUCCCUCAUCAGAAACCUUGCCUCCUCGGAAGCACAAGAGCGGCUUGGGAGGAGCAGGAGAGAACCUGCUGUCCUCUGGCAGAAACUGUGAUGAUGGAGCACGAACACAGAUGACUGGGAGUGGUAAAGAAGCAGGAGGGAUGUCGCCUGAAGCCAUGGGCAUCUCAACUGGCUCAAACACCAGCCCCAGUCCAGGGAACAAAGGUCUGCCAGGUCAUGCUACCAAGACUUUCCCAUCAUCCCCCAGCAAAGCAGGAGGCCCCAGCCGAGCAAAGAUGUCCCUCACCGGAGCUAGCAAGUCUCCAACGUCUAUCCAGAGCUUGGCUAUGCGUCUGCUGAGUAUGCCUGGGUCAAGGCUACCUGGGGAUGCUGGGACUCCAUCUGCAGAGGCUGUGGCACCAGCACCAGCACCAGUCCAGGCCCCAGCUGCAGAAGAAUCCAAGCCCAAGAUUCACCGGGCCCGGAAAACCAUGUCGAAGCCCAACAGUGGGCAGGUCCCCGAAAAACGAGUCUCUGAGAUGCUGCAUUUCCGAGUCCCAGAUGAUCUGAGGAGCAUUGAGGAGCCGGAAGAACCUGCCAAACGCAGAAAGUACGAUUACAUGGUUGACACAAUGCACAAGAGGAUGCCUCUUUCACUUCAGCGGUCGAGUCCCAGAGCCACUACUGAGAUCACAGUGACUGAAGAAAUGACUGCUCCUGCCACCGCCUCUCAGGAGGAGAGAAGUCAGGAGUGGGAGACGGAGGUGGGGGAUGAUUUUAGUCUCUUCUACGACAGCUACUCUGUGGAUGGCCACGCCGACUCUGACAGCAAGUCAGAUGCAGAUGUUGCUGGAGAACAUAUGAGUGAAGAGGAGGAGGAAGAGGAGGAGGAAGAAGAGGAGGAAGAGGAAGAAGAGGAAGAGGAAGAAGAAGAAGAAGAUGAUGAGGAAGAAGAGGAUGAAGAAUCUGGUAAUCUUUCUGACAGGAGCACUGCCUCCAGCUCUAAACGAAAGGCCAGGAAACGCUGGCGGAAUGACAGCCCCUGGGUCAAGCCGUCCCGCAAACGAAAGCGCAAAGAACCACACCCCAAGGAUGCCAGAGGGCUAAAUGGUGGCCCUUCAGCCACGCAAAGUGAGUACACGGAGGUGCCCCUUGGCUGCUUGGAGUUGCCCAAUGAGGGGGCACUGUCCCCCAACAAUGCAGGGGUAUCUAAUGAGACAAGUUCGCUGGAGACAGAGCGCUUUGAGGAGCUGCCCCUUUGCUCCUGCCGCAUGGAAGCCCCAACAAUUGAACGCCUCAGCCAGCAGGCCGGGAACCAGUGCAUGGCAACAGAGAGUGCUGAUGGAGAGCUCAGUGGCUGCUGCAGCAGCAUCUUGAAGCGGGAGACGAUGCGUCCCUCCAGCCGGGUUCCCCUCAUGGUCCUGUGUGAAUCUCAUCGGGCCAGAAUGGUGAAGCAUCACUGCUGCCCGGGAUGUGGCUACUUUUGCACUGCGGGCACCUUUUUGGAGUGCCACCCUGACUUCCGUGUGGCUCAUCGCUUCCACAAAGCCUGCGUUUCCCAGCUCAAUGGCAUGAUUUUCUGCCCGCACUGCGGGGAAGAUGCUUCUGAGGCCCAGGAAAUCACUAUAGCCAAGGCAGACACCUCCACCCCUGUCCCUGUUCCACCUUCGCAUGGACAAGGAAGUUCUGAGACCACGGGCCGUGCUGACACUACCCAGCCCAGUGCCCGGAUGCGAGGCGGUUCAAUCAUAGAGCCUCUUCCAGAAGAUGUGACAGGCCUUGGUGGCCCAGGGAUUGACAGUGCAGGACCACGACUGAGCCUGCCUAAUGGGGCGAUACUCUCUGCACAGGGCCUUCCUCCAGGGUCUGGACGGGAACAUCUGGAGCGUGCUCUGGUGGUUCAGGAGUCCGAACGGCGCAAGAAGCUGCGAUUCCACCCUCGCCAGCUGUAUCUCUCCGUCAAGCAAGGGGAGCUCCAGAAAGUGGUGCUAAUGUUGUUGGACAGUUUGGAUCCCAAUUUCCAAAGUGACCAGCAAAGCAAACGCUUCCCGCUGCAUGCUGCAGCACAGAAGGGCUUCAUGGAAAUCUGCCAUGUUUUACUGCAGGCUGGUGCCAAUAUAAACACAGUGGACAAGUUACGUCGGACGCCUCUAAUGGAGGCCGUCGCAAACAACCAUGUGGAGUUAGCACGCUAUUUGGUCAAAAGGGGUGGCUGUGUCUACACCAAGGAGGAUGACGGAUCCACCUGUCUCCAUCACGCUGCCAAGAACGGAAAUGUUGAAAUGGUCAGCUUGCUACUUUCCACCGGACAAGUGGAUGUCAAUGCCCAGGAUAGCGGAGGCUGGACCCCCAUCAUAUGGGCUGCCGAACAUAAGCACAUUGAGGUGAUUCGCAUGCUGCUCACCCGCGGAGCUGAUGUCACCCUGACUGACAACGAAGAGAACAUUUGCCUACACUGGGCCUCCUUCACAGGAAGUGCAGAAAUUGCUGAAGUCCUGCUGAAUGCCCAGUGUGACCUUCACGCUGUCAAUUUUCACGGGGACACACCCCUGCAUAUAGCUGCCCGGGAGAGCUACCAUGACUGUGUUCUUCUGUUCUUGUCGCGGGGCGCUGACACUGAGGUGCGAAACAAGGAAGGGGACUCGCCCGUGGACCUGACCUUGGAAAACUCUGAGGUGUGGUUCGCCCUGCAGCUCAACCGCAAGAUCCGCCAGGGCAUCCUGAACCGCUCCAUGCGCACCGAACGUAUAAUCAGCAGAGACGUGGCCCGUGGUUAUGAGAAUGUGCCCAUCCCCUGUGUCAACUCCGUGGAUGACGAGCCCUGCCCGGAGGAUUACAAAUACAUUUCUGAGAACUGUGAGACGUCCACCAUGAACAUUGACCGCAACAUCACACACCUGCAGCAUUGCACGUGCCAAGAUGACUGUUCCUCCAGCAAUUGUUUGUGUGGGCAGCUCAGCAUCCGCUGCUGGUAUGACAAGGACGGCCGUUUGCUGCAGGAAUUCAACAAAAUUGAGCCGCCCCUGAUCUUUGAAUGCAACCAGGCCUGCACGUGCUGGAGGAACUGCAAGAAUCGUGUGGUGCAGAGUGGCAUCAAGGUCCGUUUACAGCUAUACCGCACUGCCAAAAUGGGAUGGGGUGUCCGAGCAUUGCAGACGAUCCCUCAGGGAACCUUUAUAUGCGAGUAUGUAGGGGAACUGAUUUCCGAUGCAGAAGCUGAUGUAAGGGAAGAUGACUCCUAUUUGUUUGAUCUAGACAAUAAGGAUGGUGAGGUGUACUGCAUAGAUGCCCGUUACUAUGGCAACGUCAGCCGUUUCAUUAAUCACUUGUGUGACCCCAACAUCAUCCCUGUGCGGGUGUUCAUGCUGCAUCAGGACCUGCGUUUCCCCCGCAUUGCUUUUUUCAGCAGCCGAGACAUUCGGACCGGUGAAGAGCUCGGCUUUGACUACGGUGACCGCUUCUGGGACAUCAAGAGCAAAUACUUCACGUGUCAGUGUGGUUCAGAGAAAUGCAAACAUUCAGCCGAGGCCAUUGCUCUGGAGCAAAGCCGCCUGGCCCGUCUCGAGGCCCACCAGGACCUAUUGCCCGAUGGGAGCGGGCUACCUGCCACACAGGCCUAAACCAGGCCCAGCGCCAGCCUUUACUGUUGGGGACUGCCCCACACCUUCUCCCACCAGCUGUGUGCUGGGCUAGGCCAUCUUGGAAGACAGAAGCUUUUUCUCCAUCGGAUUCUCUCAGAAGAAACAGAUUGGGGAAGGGGGAAAGAAGGCAGUGAGAGUGUGUGCUGCUCCAGGGGGUGAAAGCAAGAGAGAAAACUCUCCCUAGAAGGAAACCUUUUCACAGCAGAAAAGAAGCUGGAAAAUUAAUAUUGGAGUUUGGGGUAUUGUUUCCUCCUCUAGAACAGGCCUACCCAACUUGUGAUGUCCCCACCAAGCAAGCCAAACACCUGCCAUGUAGUGUGGCCUGCCCAGGUACUUGAUAUGUGUCGCUGCUUCUAAAACCGCAGGCAGCAAAAACAGAGUGCGUCAAGUCCCUGAUGGCUUAGUGGACUUGUAUAGACCUGCUGCUGUGCAACUCACCAACUCUUUCUGGCAGUCCACUAGGGAAUUGGUAGACUUCCCCUCUUGGAUGCCUGCCUGGGACUAGUAGAAAUGGGGAGGUUGUCAAGCUUCUAGCAGGCCACAAUACGUGUCUGGUGUGCUGCACUUGUGGUGGGUCACUAGUUGUGCAAACCUGAUCUAGAGAGACAGGAGAAUUGAUGGUUAUGUCAGAGACAGUGCUGCCACCUGCAGGUGGAAAAGUGUGUGUGUGUGUGUGUUACUGUGUGUCUGCUUUUGGGGACUUUCUGUUUGUCCCUUCUUGCUGGCUGGAAAAAGCUGUGUGUAUGUGAAUUUUCUUGUUUUGGGCCAAGUGUUGUUUUUUUUAGCAUUUCGUAACGACAGAUUCAAUUUGAAUUGGAGCCAAGACUUGGACACUUUCUUUCUCACUCUGCAAGCCUCCACUUUGGAGACCAUGUUGCUCUUGUUUAAUUCUUAUAGUUGCCUCCCCUUUCAACCCCUGGAACAACGGAAGUCCGAUUCACUAUUGAGGGGCCAGCCUUAUCAUUUUCUGUCUCUCUGGCUUUUAUUUUCCCUAUGGUUUUUUUUUUUUUUUUAACUGUAAUUUUCUGGGGCCAUAAAACCAAUAAAUUUUGGCAUCUGGUUGUUUUGAUACAAACAAAGAAGCAUA
This is a messenger RNA of Hemicordylus capensis (graceful crag lizard), 4931 nucleotides long. RefSeq names its product euchromatic histone lysine methyltransferase 2 (gene EHMT2). The record is from RefSeq and is a predicted model, not a curated record. The transcript is spliced from 28 exons. Gene Ontology annotation, molecular function: zinc ion binding; protein-lysine N-methyltransferase activity; histone methyltransferase activity. Gene Ontology annotation, cellular component: nucleus. NCBI's taxonomy places the organism in Eukaryota, Metazoa, Chordata, Lepidosauria, Squamata, Cordylidae. The coding region runs from base 104 to 3823 and encodes 1239 amino acids.